AUAAGUUGAAGAAACAUGGCGACGUCUAAUUUGUUAAAGAACAAGGGGUCCCUGCAAUUUGAAGACAAGUGGGACCUGAUGCGACCCAUCGUCCUCAAGCUGCUGAGACAGGAGGCCGUCACCAAGCAACAGUGGUUUGACUUGUUCUCAGAUGUCCAUGCUGUGUGUCUAUGGGAUGAUAAAGGUCCAGCUAAAAUUCACCAAGCCCUCAAAGAAGACAUCCUUGACUUCAUCAAACAAGCACAAGCUCGUGUGCUGAGCCAUCAGGAUGACACAGCUCUGCUAAAAGCCUACAUUGUAGAGUGGAGGAAGUUCUUCACCCAGUGUGACAUCCUUCCAAAACCGUUCUGUCAGCUGGAGAUCACGCUGAUGGGGAAACAGGGCAGCAACAAGAAGACAAACAUGGAGGAUAGCAUCGUACGCAAGUUGAUGUUGGACACCUGGAACGAGUCGAUCUUUUCCAACAUCAAGAGUCGUCUGCAGGACAGUGCCAUGAAGCUGGUGCACGCUGAGAGGCUCGGGGAGGCCUUCGACUCCCAGCUCGUCAUCGGUGUACGCGAGUCGUACGUCAACUUGUGUUCAAAUCCAGACGACAAACUGCAAAUCUACAGGGAUAACUUUGAGAAAGCCUACCUAGACUCCACAGAGAGGUUUUACAGAACACAGGCACCGUCCUACCUGCAGCAAAAUGGUGUCCAGAACUACAUGAAAUAUGCAGAUGCAAAGCUGAGAGAAGAGGAGAAAAGGGCACUUAGAUAUCUAGAGACACGUCGUGAAUGUAACUCUGUUCAAGCACUUAUGGAAUGUUGUGUGAACGCUCUGGUGACGUCAUUCAAAGAGACGAUCCUCGCCGAAUGUCCAGGGAUGAUCAAACGCAAUGAAACAGACAGGCUGCAGCUGAUGUUCUCAUUGAUGGACAAGGUCCCCAAUGGGAUUGACCCCAUGCUGAAGGACUUGGAAGAGCACAUAAUCAAUGCUGGACUGGCAGACAUGGUGGCUGCUGCGGAGACUAUCACUACUGAUUCUGAGAAGUACGUGGAGCAGUUGUUGACUUUGUUUAACCGCUUCAGUAAGCUGGUUAAGGAGGCUUUCCAGGAUGACCCUCGCUUCCUCACAGCGCGAGACAAGGCUUACAAGGCUGUCGUCAAUGAUGCCACAAUCUUCAAACUGGAGCUACCUUUGAAACAGAAAGGAGCAAAGUUCUGUCCGGGAGGAAAAAGUCACCCUGGAGAAACGCCACACGGGUUAAAGCACAGAGAAGGUGUGGGCAUGAAGACCCAGCCAGAGUCGAAGUGUCCUGAGCUGCUGGCAAACUACUGUGACAUGCUGCUGAGGAAAACUCCCCUCAGCAAGAAACUCACCUCAGAAGAAAUUGAGCUCAAGCUGAAAGAAGUGUUACUGGUAUUGAAGUACGUCCAGAACAAAGACGUGUUCAUGCGUUACCACAAAGCUCACCUGACCAGACGCCUGAUCCUGGACAUUUCAGCAGACAGCGAGAUUGAAGAGAACAUGGUGGAGUGGCUUAGAGAAGUAGGAAUGCCUGCUGAUUAUGUUAACAAGCUGGCCAGGAUGUUUCAGGACAUCAAGGUCUCUGAGGACCUCAAUCAGGUCUUCAAAGAGAUGCACAAACACAACAAGCUGGCGCUGCCAGCGGACAGCGUGAACAUCAAAAUCCUCAACGCUGGGGCUUGGUCACGGAGUAGCGAGAAGGUUUUUGUGUCGCUCCCCACCGAGCUGGAGGACCUGAUCCCAGAGGUGGAAGACUUUUACAAGAGGAACCACAGCGGUCGUAAAUUGCACUGGCAUCACCUCAUGUCCAACGGCAUUAUUACUUUUAAAAACGAAGUGGGCCAGUAUGACCUGGAGGUGACGACGUUCCAGUUGGCAGUGUUGUUUGCCUGGAACCAGCGGCCGAGGGAGAGAAUCACCUUUGAGAACCUCAAACUGGCCACAGAGCUGCCGGAUGCAGAGCUGCGCCGAACACUCUGGUCUCUGGUCGCUUUCCCCAAGCUGAAGAGACAAGUGUUGUCUUAUGACCCUCCCGUUAGCUCGCCCAAAGACUUCACCGACAGCACGCUCUUCUACGUCAACCAGGAGUUCUCGCUCAUCAAAAACUCCAAAGUCCAGAAGCGAGGGAAGAUAAAUUUGAUUGGUCGACUUCAGCUAACCACAGAGCGAAUGAGAGAAGAGGAGAAUGAAGGCAUCGUUCAGCUCAGAAUACUCAGAACUCAGGAGGCCAUCAUCCAAAUCAUGAAGAUGAGGAAGAGGAUUAGCAAUGCACAGCUGCAGACGGAGCUGGUAGAAAUCCUGAAAAAUAUGUUUCUGCCUCAGAAGAAGAUGAUAAAAGAGCAGAUCGAGUGGCUCAUCGAACACAAGUAUAUAAAGAGGGAUGAGGCAGACAUCAACACCUUCAUCUACAUGGCCUAGGCAGUGAAAAAGUAGUACAUUUUUGCUGUUUUUUACUGCUGGCCUGCAACUGGCGCUUUAAAAUCCUGCAAGAAGAGACGGACAAGAGACGGAGAGAGUUGUAUGAAGAGAGCUAGAAGGUUGAUAAUAAGCGGGGAGGUUGUUAUAAGACAAGGUUGAGCCCAUUGAACAAAAGCGUGGACAUAAUUUCUGUUUGUAAGAUGCCGGUGUGUUAUCUGAGUGUCCUUUCAAGAUGUAGCGUUGAGUCACCAGGCUGUCUGUUUGUCUCUGCUGCCCUCUCGUGUCGGCGGAGAGGCACGGCAACAUGCGCUGUUUGCCAGCAGCUCAGAAGGAUAACGAAAUAGUGAAAUAAUUAAAUACUUCCUGCCUUACUUUUAUCAGCACCUGACUGCAGAAGAGGAGGAGGUAAAGAGUGGAGCGAAAAAGAGGACAAAAGCAACAGAUAUUAAUCCGUUCACGUGAUGCCACAGCUGCAGUCUUUAUGGCAGCCACCUUGCAUUCUUCCUAUUUUCCAUCGAUUCUGGUUCUUUUUUUUUUUAAUGGACGGGGAAUGCAAAGAGCCGCAUGAAAGCUGCCAAUGAGGAGGAGCAGGCACGGAGAAAGACUAGUUCAAACUACCAAGGAGUAUUUUGCCAAAUUCUGUGUGUGUGUAUAUGUGUGUGUGUUGGGUGCGUGUUUGGAUGCAUGGUGUGUAUCUGGUCACAUUGAUGUGUGUAUGUGUGUGCACUUUUAACAGCAUGCUGCUUUAUGAUUUUUUUUAUUUUAUGUUUUUUUUCCUCACUGGAGAAUCUGUCACAAUUUUUUGUUUUGAAGUGGCCGAGAAAUUAAAAUCGGCCACAAUUGAAAUGCUGUUAUUUUAUGUUAUGUUGAUGCCCUGUGACUGCAGGAAAACUUUUAUCAGCAGGUGAACAAGUAUUGUCUUUAGUCUGUGUUGGAUAGUUAUCAUAAUGCAAACUAUUUAUUUUACAUGUAAAAAACCCAUGCUCUAAAUAUUGUGAGAUUAAAUGCCACCUUAAUCCAUCAAAGGGGGACACGGUGAAAAUUGUUACGAGGUAAACUUUUUGGUGUCAGUACAACAGAAUCUGCUCAGUCCAGACCAGACGUACUUGGACAGUUACACAGUAUUACAAUGAAAUGCCAUGCUUUGGGUCUUUAGACCAAUCUACAAAGAUGUUUGUAUAUGCUGGCCCCUUCAAACACACUGUGCCUAAAGUUUGGAGAUUCAAAUGUAAUUGGAAAGAGUGCACAGAAGGGGAAACAAACUCAUCUGUAUCUGUCAAAUUCUUUCCACUCGGCGCUGGUUUUAAGUUUCUGACUCAAACAUCAACGAGCACAUGUAUCUUUCCUGUUGUCCCAGACAUUUACUGGAGCCCCCACUUCAGUUCUGGCUUGUUGCUCUGCCUGUUUUCUUCUUCAGGUGGACUGCAGCUCGGUUGGUUUGGGUUUUAUUUUAGACUAAUUUAUGUGAAUGUGAGUGCAAGGCUGAAUGGAGCGCCAGAAAGGGUUUCUGAAACAUACAGAUUAACUUCUGUGUCUGAA
Cololabis saira (Pacific saury) is the source of this 3966-nucleotide messenger RNA. RefSeq names its product cullin-5-like. The transcript has 20 exons. Gene Ontology annotation, biological process: SCF-dependent proteasomal ubiquitin-dependent protein catabolic process; protein ubiquitination. The record is from RefSeq and is a predicted model, not a curated record. Bases 16 to 2427 code for a protein of 803 amino acids. NCBI's taxonomy places the organism in Eukaryota, Metazoa, Chordata, Actinopteri, Beloniformes, Belonidae. Gene Ontology annotation, cellular component: SCF ubiquitin ligase complex; Cul5-RING ubiquitin ligase complex. Gene Ontology annotation, molecular function: ubiquitin protein ligase binding.